AUGAACUUUUUAAUCAUUAAAGCCUUUGAAAUAUGUCUUUAUGAUCCCUCUAUUACCAUUAUUUUGACUUUUGAUGUUCUUAUUUGGAUGAAAUUUGAUAAAUUUGUUCAUCCGUUGUUAACUACUAAUGAAUGGCUUCUAAAUUGUCUGACUACUAUUAGGUCUGUCAUUGAUGCAGCCGUUAGUAGCGAGGCGCGAAUGGCUGCUUCACUAAUUCGUCUUCAUUUCCAUGAUUGCUUCGUUCAGGGAUGUGAUGGGUCGGUUUUAUUGGCUGAUACACCGACAUUUACGGGAGAGAGAACUGCACGUAACAAUGCUUUUUCUGUGAGAGGAUUUGAAGUCAUUGAUAGUGCCAAGUCUCAGUUAGAAAGCAUUUGCCCUGGAAUUGUUUCGUGUGCUGAUAUCGUUGCAGUCGCAGCCCGAGAUGCAUCUGUCGCCGUGAGUGGACCAUCAUGGACAGUGAAUCUUGGAAGGAGAGACUCCACAACUGCAAGUUUAGCCCUAGCUAACAGUGACCUUCCUGGCUUUAAUGACCCCCUUGCAUCCAUCAUUUCUUUAUUUAGCGGCAAGGGUUUAAAUCAAAGAGAAAUGGUCGCCCUUUCAGGAUCUCAUACCCUUGGUCAAGCUGCAUGUGCAACAUUUCGCGACAGAAUUCACAACAACGCAAGUGAUAUCGAUCCUGAUUUUGCAGCGACCAGAAGAACAAACUGCCCAAUAACAGGCAGCCCCGGAAAUCUGGCACCGCUUGAUUUGGUCACGCCCAACACUUUCGACAACAAUUAUUAUAGCAAUCUCAUCGCUAAAAGGGGACUUCUUGCAUCGGAUCAAAUACUCUUUAGCAACGGAUCUACAGACAGUAUCGUUGUCGAGUAUAGCGGCAAUUCUGCAUCUUUCAGCUCUGAUUUUGCUGCUGCUAUGGUAAAGAUGGGAAAUAUAAGUCCCUUAACUGGUACUCAAGGAGAGAUUCGAACUAUUUGCACUGCUGUUAAUAGCUAAUUUUUAUCUACAACGACGAGAAUAAAUUAGCUUUUAUAAUAUGUCCUUGUGUUAUUAAUUUUCACAAUAAACGGUGGGAGAAUAUAUAGCUUAAGCUAUAAUUUUACUCUCAAUCUCUUGUAAUUUUCAAUUUUUGAAGUGGCAUUAUAGUCUUAAUUUUGCAUUUA
Molecule: messenger RNA, 1163 nt
Organism: Mercurialis annua (annual mercury)
Lineage: Eukaryota; Viridiplantae; Streptophyta; Magnoliopsida; Malpighiales; Euphorbiaceae
Product: lignin-forming anionic peroxidase-like
Exons: 6
Coding region: 1-996 (331 amino acids)
Biological process (GO): response to oxidative stress; hydrogen peroxide catabolic process
Molecular function (GO): heme binding; peroxidase activity
Source: RefSeq, a predicted model, not a curated record